Molecule: messenger RNA, 2048 nt
Organism: Echinops telfairi (small Madagascar hedgehog)
Lineage: Eukaryota; Metazoa; Chordata; Mammalia; Afrosoricida; Tenrecidae
Gene: TERF2IP
Product: TERF2 interacting protein
Exons: 3
Biological process (GO): regulation of DNA-templated transcription; telomere maintenance via telomere lengthening
Cellular component (GO): shelterin complex
Molecular function (GO): telomeric repeat DNA binding
Source: RefSeq, a predicted model, not a curated record
UUCCGCCCCGCGGAGACCGGAGGGCGCCGCGCCGUGGGUGCCACGGGCUUCGGCGAUGGCGGAGGCUUUGGAUCUGAGCAAGGACCCCAGCGGGCCCACCCACUCCGCGACGCUGUUCGUGAAGGAGGACGGCAGCUCCGUGUCCUUCUACGUGCGGCCCAGCCCGGCGAAGCGGCGGCUCUCGACGCUCAUCCUGCACGGCGGCGGCACCCUGUGCCGGGUGCAGGAGCCGGGCGCCGUGCUGCUGGCCCAACCCGGGGAGGCGCUGGCCGAGGCCGCGGGCGACUUCGUGUCCACGCAGUACGUCCUGGACUGCGUGGAGCGCAACGUACGGCUCGCCUUGGAGGACUACCGACUGCGGCCCGCGGCCGACCCGGCCCGGGACCCCAAGGCCGGAGCGCCGGCUGAGGGCGGCGCCGUCGCCGAUCCCGGUCCCGAACCCCUCGCGGGCCGGAUCGCCUUCACCGAGGACGACGACGUGGCCAUCCUGACCUACGUAAAGGACAAUGCCCGCUCGCCUAGCUCCGUCACCGGCAACGGCUUGUGGAAAGCGCUGGAGAAAAGCGCGCUCACGCAGCACUCGUGGCAGGCCCUGAGGGACCGCUACCUCAAGCACCUGCGGGGCCAGGAGCACAAGUACCUGUUGGGGGACGGCCCCGCCAGCCUGGCCUCGCAGAAACCCAAGCGGAAAGCCGAGGAAGACCUCGAGGCUGCCGAUAGUGGUGAACCCCAGAACAAAAGAACUCCAGACUUGCCUGAAGAGGAGCCUCCAAAGGAAAAGCUCAAGGAGAAUGACGAACCAGGCAAAAAGAUGCUCAUCGAAGCCACCCAGGAGCUUGAGGAGGUUGUGGUACGUUAACCAGACUUCUCAUCAUGGUCUCUCUACCUCCAUUCUUUGAAAGUGAGCAUCCCGACNNNNGAGGAGGACUCUGAAACAAUGCCUGAUGAGGAAGAAGAAGAAGAAAAAGUUUCUCAGCCAGAUGUGGGAGGGGCCAUUAAGAUCAUCCGGCAAUUAAUGGAAAAAUUUAAUUUGGAUCUGUCGACAAUUACCCAGGCCCUCCUUAAAAAUAGCGGUGAGCUGGAGGCUACGUCCUCCUUUUUAGAGUCUGGCCAGAGGGCAGAUGGCUACCCCAUCUGGUCCCGACAAGAUGACUUAGAUUUACAAAAAGAUGAUGAGGAUACCCGAGAGGCAUUGGUUAAAAAAUUUGGAGCUCAGAAUGUAGCGAGGAGGAUUGAAUUCCGAAAGAAAUAAUUGGCAAGAUGAGAAAAGGUGUGAUAAGUUAAAAAUGUGAUCAUUGAACUUUGAUGAGUUUGUUCAUGAAAUAAUACUUGCCUUCUUAACUAUUACUGCCAUUGUUCCAUGAGUCCUCGAUUUUAUAGCCACGCAGAGUUCAGAGGAAGAUAAAAAUGAAAGAACUUGGCUAUGUUUAGAACUAGUCCAGGUAUGUGUCUGUUUUUGAAAAGGAAAUUUAAGCCUAGGAGAGUCUGGUCUUCUUGGUAGCAAUCCUUUGCUGGAAUGGAAGCCUUGCAGUACCGGUGGACAGGAGCUCGUGACAAAGGAGGAAAAUUAAAGCGUUAGUCUGGUUUUUUUCUUCAUGUGGCUUACAUAAGGAACCUCCUAUUCCUCGGCAGAAGCUCCUCUAGAUUGCGAAAGACUCCACAUCAAGAAGUAUCAAAAGAAUGACAAGAUCUUGAGCGGGGGCUCCCCCACACCCUUGUGUCCCUUGGUCCAUUCCCCAGUGAGCUCUGAUUUCCAGGCCUUUUUGAAUAUCCUCUGGUGCCUUUGUGGACUGAAUAUUUGUGGACCCUGUCCCUUGGUGGCUCUUUGAGCCCUUGUCAGUCAGAUCUCUAGCAUAUAUUUCUGUAACUCCAUUUAAUUUUGUUUAAAACGUGCACAUACAACAUUAGUCUUGAGAACAGGAAUAUGUCUUUAUUGAGAAUAGUUUGGUGCUGAGGACUAUGUUAGAUUAAAAAAUGAAUUGAUUCCUAUUUGUUGUGUUGCUUUCAUUCAUUGAAAAUCAAAUAAAACUUUGUAUUUGUGUCUUCAA